Styela clava is the source of this 633-nucleotide messenger RNA. Its product is annotated as small integral membrane protein 7-like. The record is from RefSeq and is a predicted model, not a curated record. Lineage: Eukaryota; Metazoa; Chordata; Ascidiacea; Stolidobranchia; Styelidae.
UGUUUUUUUAUGAAUUCUAAUUUCAAAGAAUUACAUUCUCUCUAUGAUAGGCUAUUAUUUUAUCCAACAAAAAUGAUAUCUGAUAUUCUUUUGUUUGGAACUUUGAUGGCAAAUGCUGGUGCUGUUUUGAAUUUUCGACUGAAGAAAAGUCAAGAUGAACAUGUUUUUGGAUCAGAAUCUGCUGAACCAUCAACGAGGGAUAAAAUCAGAGAAUUUUUAUUGAAUCUCCGAUAUUUCCGAAUUGUUAUUGCGAUCUGGAAUGUCUUCAUUAUGCUUUGCAUGAUAAUCUUCUUCGGGUCCUGAUGGCGCACAAUAAAAAUAUAUUCACUUCAUUUGUAUAUUUUAAAAAAUUUAGUGCAAUUAUAUUUUAACACCUAGUUGUAAAAUGUUGCUGAUUUGGUAUGGGACACAUAUUGAGCACAGUAGAAUUCAUUGUAAAAUCUAGAGCCAUCUAAAUGAAAAGACUAACUGCUGGAAAGACAGGACUUCCUGAAUAUUGAGCUAUCUUUGAAUAUUUUUAAAAUUUUAUGUGACUGGUGGCCUUUUUAGCACUGGUAAAGCUAAAAGCAUUGCAAUUGUUGUUCCAUCUCUGUUUUUCUUGGGCAAUAUGUAUUUUAUUUGGUUAAUUCUUGA